GCAUUUUGGUAAGAAGAGAAGCUGCAAAAAAAUAUUAGUCUAGAGGAAUCUUUUAAACGAGAAAGAGACCAACUUCCAGAGAGAGAGUGAUUAUAACUACUACUAGUUCACCAAGAAACCUGCAGUUCAAAUUGGGGUUACUCUUAAAGUAGACAUUUUUUCCAGUUGAAGGACAUGAAAAUUCUGCUGGACUGGUGCGGGAUGGGAGUUACUGGGGAGUACUUGGGAUAAAGGUUUAAGGUCUGCUGGUAAAAUAGUUGAGAGUGGUGGAAAAAGCACAAGAAAUGAGGUCUUUGGCCUUGACUCCGACGUGGUCUGUUGCUACUGUGUUGACGAUCUUUGUUGCCAUUUCUUUUCUCGUGGAACGAUCAAUCCACCGACUAAGCUCUUGGUUGCAGAAAACUAACCGAAAACCCUUGCUUGCAGCAGUGGAGAAAAUGAAAGAAGAGUUGAUGCUGCUUGGGUUUAUUUCUCUCCUUUUAACGGCUUCCUCAAGCAUGAUAUCCAAUAUCUGCAUCCGGUCGAAGUUCUAUGAUAGCAAGUUUGCUCCAUGCACCAUAUCAGUGCUUAAAAGGAAGUCAUCCCAGCACCGUAAUCUCUUGAUGGUUUCUGUUCUACCUCACUCGUUUAGGAGGAUGUUGAGUGACUUGAAUGAAAAAAAUACCUGCAGUAAGGAUCACGAGCCAUUUGUGUCGUAUCAAGGUCUUGAGCAGUUGCACCGGUUCAUAUUUGUCAUGGCAAUAACUCACAUAUCUUACAGCUGCUUAACGAUGUUGCUGGCAAUUGUGAAGGUUGUACAUUCUGUGAUUCAUAGUUGGAGGGUAUGGGAGAUUGAGGCUCACAUGGACCGGCACGGUUCAUUAACUGAAAUCACUAGAGAGCAGACACUGCAAAGGCAAUCAGCAUUUGUCAAGUUUCACGCAUCAAAUCCUUUGGUCAGGAAUAGUUUCCUUGUCUGGGUGACAUGUUUCUUCCGGCAAUUUGGACAUUCGGUGGUUCGUGCUGAUUACCUUACACUCCGCGAGGGCUUCAUCAUGAACCAUAAUCUCAAACAAAAAUAUGAUUUUCACGGCUAUAUGGUUCGCUCAAUGGAAGAAGAAUUUCAAAUGAUAGUUGGUGUGAGCGGUCCACUUUGGGGAUUCGUUGUUGCUUUCAUGCUGUUUGAUGUAAACGGGUCUAAUCUCUAUUUCUGGAUAGCAAUCAUUCCUAUUGCUCUUGUUCUUCUGGUGGGCACAAAGCUGCAGCAUGUUAUUGCAACCUUGGCAUUAGAGAAUGCAGGUAUAACUGGAUUCUUCACAGGAGCAAAGCUAAGGCCUCGAGAUGAUCUUUUCUGGUUUAAGAAGCCGGAACUAUUGUUAUCCUUGAUCCAUUUUAUUCUGUUCCAGAAUGCAUUUGAAUUGGCUUCAUUCUUUUGGUUCUGGUGGCAAUUUGGGUAUAAUUCUUGCUUUAUUGGGAAUCAUUUGCUCGUGUAUAUAAGGCUGGCUUUGGGGUUUGCUGGACAGUUUUUGUGCAGCUACAGCACCUUGCCUCUGUAUGCACUGGUUACUCAGAUGGGAACAAACUAUAAGGCAGCGUUAAUUCCUCAAGGGAUAAGAGAGACUGUCCACGUAUGGAGAAACAAAGCAAGGAGGAGAAGGCUUGGUAUUUUCACCGAUAACUCCACAGUACACACGGAUACAAGCAUGGCAAUGUCAAUCGAGGAAGAUCACGAGUUGCUUGACGAUGCCCUUGAAACCACCACUGGUGCAUUCACUGAGAUCGAGAUGCAACCAACUCCUGCAAGUGCAACCAACCUCUCUACAGUUGCUAAUGAAACCUCAAGCAGAGUGGGUGCACCCCUCCUUCAAUCCUCUGCUUCAGUUUCUUCGUCGGUUACAUUGUCUUCCAGGACAGAAGGUAUUCCAAGAUCUUAUUCUCUGCCAACCCGAAGAUAAUGAAGCAAUUAUCAAUGACCGAUGAAGAAAAGAGAAGCAAACAAUAUCAUGUGUGAGUUUAGGCUUUAUUUGGAUUUCAGAUGUGUAGAUCCUUCCCUAUAGUAAUCUUCCUCCCAUAGUAGAAGCUCAUAGAACAUUGCAAGAUAUAAGCUGUAUCAUAGUGGAUGUCAACAUACAAGAUUUUGAUUUAACAAA
Molecule: messenger RNA, 2129 nt
Organism: Juglans microcarpa x Juglans regia
Lineage: Eukaryota; Viridiplantae; Streptophyta; Magnoliopsida; Fagales; Juglandaceae
Product: MLO-like protein 11
Exons: 16
Coding region: 285-1934 (549 amino acids)
Biological process (GO): defense response
Cellular component (GO): membrane
Source: RefSeq, a predicted model, not a curated record